This is a messenger RNA of Alternaria arborescens, 1503 nucleotides long. RefSeq lists its product as hypothetical. The transcript is spliced from 2 exons. The record is from RefSeq and is a predicted model, not a curated record. NCBI's taxonomy places the organism in Eukaryota, Fungi, Ascomycota, Dothideomycetes, Pleosporales, Pleosporaceae. The coding region runs from base 1 to 1503 and encodes 500 amino acids.
AUGCGUUACUCCUUCGCCGCCUCCACCCUUCUUGGCCUUGCUGCCGCCCUUCCUCAGAGAAUCAACAUUGACGCUGCCUUGGCUGUUCCUACUCCCUCGAUCUUGGGACCCAAGAUCGAGGACACAAAGCCUGCUGAGCCUACUUACAACCCCAUUGCCGCUGCUUCUGCUGUUGCUGCUGUCGUUGAGAGCGAGGGUGUCAUCCAGAAGCGUGAUAGCCUAACGGUGGGGAAGCGUGAUGCUUGUGAUACACAGCCUCUUGGCAACGGCCCUACUAUCUCACCUGACACUGCCACGGCAUUCUCCUCGGCUACUGAGUUGAGUGAGAUCGCUCGAAAUGCUGGGACUCCGUCUGGUUACAAGCAGUCAUUUGUAGACGAGAGCGGAAGCUCCCAACAGAUUGGCUACCUAACCUACAAGAUUUACCAGACAUACGAUGUCCAGGGCUGUGCUGAUGCCUGCGACGGCGAGAAGUACUGCCUUGGCUUCAAUAUCUACUUCGAACGCGACCCAUCUCUUGAGCCUGGACCUAAUUGCCCUAACCCCCCUUCCACGAACAACAUCAAAUGCUCUCUCUACGGUUAUCCUGUCGCAGCCAAGGCUGCCACGAAUAUGGGCCAGUGGCGUCAAGACUUUCAAGUCGUGAUUGCCGGUAGCAACGGUUAUACCAAAACCAACAAAGGUCUGCCAAACGUGGAUGACUUCAAGGCUCCGACUAGUCUACCAGCAGCUAUCAACGCGCCUCUCGAUAACGGCUUUGAUACCUACAACGGCAUGCGCCUUUUCAACGAUAACCCAUUCGACCCUACACUCUGUGCUGCUGCAUGCAAAGCCCAAACGGAAUACGACAUGGCACAUCCCGACUCUGAUGGCACUUACAAGCCUUGCAACUUCUUCACCACCUAUAUCCUGACUCAGAAUGGCGUCCCCCUUGGCACUUACUGCGCCUUCUACACACGCUCCUGGGACCCUAGCUAUGCCGUCAACACUGGCUACUAUGCCGGCGACGAUGAGUACAAGGUAAUCAACGCUGGCUCGUAUGAAAUCACCAGUCCCAACCUUUCGCCAUCGCCAUCGCCCUCUCCAUCUCCAUCGCCCUCUCCGUCGCCAUCUCCAUCGCCCUCUCCAUCUCCAUCGCCCUCUCCAUCUCCAUCGCCUUCUCCGUCGCCAUCUGCUGUCGAUGUCACUCCAACCCCAAGCCCAACCCCGACUCCCACACCUACCCCCGUCCCGACGCCGUCCGUUGUCUGCGGAGCCACCAACCUCAGACGAAGCGCCAUGACACCCCAGCGAACCAUCCGCAUGGGGAGCGGCGCCCCAUUCGACCCCGCUCUCUGCAAAAACUUCUGCCGCAGCCUGGGUACCUGCCGCAGCUUCGGGGUCCAAGGUCCAAACUGUGAACUGUAUCCUUUCUCUGUCGCCCAGGUUCAAUGGACUAGCGAUGCUGAUGGUGCGGCAACGAGCGUGUCAUACAGGUUUUAUGAUAUUGGGUGUGCGUUGUAG